Molecule: messenger RNA, 1386 nt
Organism: Vicia villosa (hairy vetch)
Lineage: Eukaryota; Viridiplantae; Streptophyta; Magnoliopsida; Fabales; Fabaceae
Product: benzyl alcohol O-benzoyltransferase-like
Exons: 2
Coding region: 1-1386 (461 amino acids)
Molecular function (GO): acyltransferase activity, transferring groups other than amino-acyl groups
Source: RefSeq, a predicted model, not a curated record
AUGGCCCAAUCCCUGAGAUUCACAGUGAAAAAGCGUGCACCUGAAUUUGUAAUUCCGUCAAAACCAACACCUCAUGAAAUCAAACUUCUCUCUGACAUUGAUGACCAAGAUGGAUUACGUUUUCAAAUUCCAGUGAUACAAUUUUACAAGUAUGAUCCAAAUAUGGCAGGGAAAGACCCUGUUGAUGUUAUUAGAAAAGCACUUGCGAAAACGCUUGUGUUUUAUUAUCCAUUUGCAGGUAGACUGAGGGAAGGUCCUGGCAGGAAACUUAUGGUGGAUUGUAAUGAAGAAGGUGUAUUGUUCAUUGAAGCUGACGCUGAUGUUAGUUUGAAAGAUUUUGGUGAAGCUAUUCAUCCUCCAUUUCCUUGUUUGGAUGAGCUUCUCUUUGAUGUUCCUGGUUCUUCAGAUGUGAUUAAUACUCCACUGCUGCUUAUUCAGGUCACACGCCUCAAGUGUGGUGGUUUCAUUUUUGCUCUUCGUCUAAACCAUACAAUGAGCGACGCAUCGGGUUUAGUUCAAUUCAUGAACGCCUUAGGAGAAAUAUCUCGCGGGAUGAGCAAACCUUCAAUCUCACCAGUGUGGUGUAGAGAGCUUCUUAACGCAAGAGAUCCCCCAAGAGUAACAUGCACUCAUCAUGAAUACGAAAAAUCACCUGAUAACAAAGGAACCAUCUUUCCCUUACACAACAUUGUUCAUCACACUCUCUUCUUUGGUCCCACCGAGGUAGCCGCAAUUCGCACUCUUCUUCCAUCUCACCAACGACAGCAACAUUCCAAUUUCGAAAUCAUCUCCGCUUACCUUUGGCGCUAUCGUACAAUAGCAUUACAAUUACCUACUAACCAAGAAGUUCGGAUAAUAUGCGUAGUCAAUGCGCGUAGCAAAUCAGUAAACCUGCCAUUACCAAAAGGUUACUACGGUAACACCUUGGCAAAACCUGCGGCAGUUACAACAGCAGGAAAACUAAUUGAAAAUCCAUUGGUUUACGCGUUGAGUUUAGUAAAGAAAGCAAAAGCUAGUGUCACACAAGAGUAUAUGCAUUCGGUUGCAGACUUAAUGGUGAUCAAGAGUCGACCUCACUUUACUAUCGUGGGAUCGUAUCUAGUGACUGACGUGACACGCGCUGGAUUUAGAGAGGUUGAUUUUGGUUGGGGGAAUGCUGUUUAUGGAGGACCUGCUAGAGCAGGAGAAGGUGGUAUUCCUGGACUUGCUAGCUUUCAUUUACCUUUUAAAAAUGCUAAAGGAGAAGAAGGGUUGGUUAUACCGUUUUUUCUACCAAGUCUAGUCAUGGAGAGGUUUAUAAAAGAGGUUGAUAGUGUACUUAAGAGAAACAUUAAUCAAUGUAUUAAGGGUGAUUCAAAAUCUAGUAUCAUUAUUUCUUCAAUGUAG